AUAGCCGCCCAUUCUGGCUUUGCAUGAGUAUGUUCUGUUUUUGCUAAUUUUGAAGAAGAGUUUGUUCAUUGUUGGACUGAUAUGUGAGGAGGAAGAGGACCCCCAUAACCUUAACCUCACAUUCAUCAUCAAAAUCUCUCUAUCAUCUCCUUCUUCUUCUUGUUCAUUUCUUCUCAUUGUUUGUUUUAGGGUUUUUCUUAGAGAUUACAGAUCUCGAGGUUGUUGGGUUUGGACCUACUUCUCUGUAGCUUCAAUCCCAACUACCCAAAUCUGUACUGUAUUCCUCCACUUCAUUGAUAUUGUUUUUUAAGCACAAAUUAAAGUUCUCAUAUGGGUCUUUGUAUCUAGACUCUCUUUCAAUCAAUCCUUCAUCCUUGUAUGUGUUGUUUCUUGUUCCAGGUGUCACAGACACCCAUAUGAGAUCUUGAGCUACCCCACCACCACCUGGAUUGGAUUUCCCUAAAGGGUUUAUUGUGUUAUUGCUCUUUCUUUCUGUUCCUUCUCACUUUUGAAGGACAACUGUACAAUAUGUCAUGUUUUGCUUUUUUUGAUUAGAGAUUAUCCCCAAAAAAGGAGAAAAAAGUUUGUUCCUUUGAAUUCUAAAUUUUGCUUAGGCUGCUUUUCCCUACCAAAGUUGCAUAUUUUUCAUCUGCAGUUCGUGCAACGGAUGACCAGAUUGUUCUUCUGAGUUGUAGACUUUGACUAGGAGGAGGAGCAGGAGGAAGAGGCCCACUCGUGGGUUGGUGGGCUUCGCUUGAACCAAUACGGAAAACCCUUAUAAGUUAUAUCUAUAGGUUGUCUUCAUUUUGUUGAAUAGGCCACUCUGCUUUAUCAUCUUUGUUUAUUGAUUCUGUUCUUUUCAAGAGGUAGGUGUGAAGGGGGGAGACAAAUACAAUUUAGGUUUUGCCUCUCUGUUUCUUUUCUUUGCCUUUGCUUUUUUCUUCAAUUGGGUUCCUCCAUUUGAUCAUUUUAUGCCAAGCUUGGAUUUGGCUAUUGAAGAAUUCCACUUUUUUAUUCUUUAAUUUUUAAUUAGUGAUGCUACUUUACUUCCUCAUCACUUGUUUCUCCUUCAUCUUCCUUUUUAAGUCUUUCCCUCUCAAGCCACUUCCACCAUGGGCAUCUGAGAUAAGGUUGCUGUCUCUUUGUUUCUGGAAACAAGUUUCAAUCUUCUCCAUCUCCAACUUCACAAAGAACACUCUUUGCAGAUUCUAUAUUCCCUCAACAAAAAAGAUGGGUUCCAGUCCACAAGUUGAAGCCACUAAUGAGGACUCAGGUAUGACUGUGCUGGACUUGCCUGAACUGACCUUGGAAUGCAUUCUUGAGAGGCUACCACCAUCAGGGCUUUGUAGUAUGGCUGGUGUUUGUAGCUCUUUGAGGGAAAGAUGUGUUAGCAAUCACUUGUGGGAAAAGCAUAUGAAGCAAAAAUGGGGUGGACUAAUGGGUCCAGCUGCACAUAGAGAGUGGCAAUGGUACCUAGCUUGCAGAGAUUCAGCCAAUCUCAGGCAAGGUAAGCAGAGAGGCCUAACGAGGCUUCUCUCAAUAGUUUGGCCCUUUUGGUGGGUAGGAUCAAGAGUUGUUGACAGUACGACUUACAGCAAGCAGACGAGUUAUUUGCCUGUUGAUUCAAUCAUGUCUUGGUACUUAGCUCUUGAGACUGGCAAGUUUUGGUUCCCUGCUCAGGUUUACAAUCGUGAGAAUGGGCAUGUUGGGUUUAUGCUGUCUUGCUAUGAUGCUGAGCUAAGCUAUGACCCCCGGACCGAUACAUUCCAAGCCAGGUAUCCACCACAUGGUAGGAGAGCAAUUGCUAUUGAGACUAAUGUGCCUUGGGAGAGGUUAAGAGCACCCCCUGUUGACUCAUCCCCUCAUGAUCUUCACAUAUCUGAUUGUUUGAACGAAUUAUGCCCUGGAGAUCACAUUGAGAUUCAGUGGAGAAGAAACAAAGAAUUCCCAUAUGGAUGGUGGUAUGGUGUUGUCGGUCACCUUGAGUCAUGUGAUGGAAACGAAACUUACUGCCGUUGUCAUAACAAUGACACCGUGGCGUUGGAGUUCAAUCAUUACACCCCUGGCUCACGAUGGAGGCGUACAACAAUCAGCAGGAAAGAGCAUAGGGAAGAAGGGAAUGAAGCAGAUGGGUUUUAUGGUGGAAUUCGAAAGCUUAAAAGUAACGAAGAGAUUUCCAUAUGGAGGCGACUUUGGCCAGUACAAGUAUUGGAAUAGGCUUUUCUAUUACUACAAAAGCUUAUUACAUCAUUUUUACUGUGAAAGAUCCUUGUACAUUUCCUCCACUUAUUGAGUACAAAAUUGCCACUUACAUCGGGUUAGCACGCCAGAGCAAGAAGUAAUUGACGCUUGGAUCCUCAUCAACAAUGUUCUUAUACUUGAACUAUUAUAUAUCAAUUUUUUACAUGGAAGAUUUUAGCUUUCUAAGGAUAUAUAUGUGCACCUUUUAUGUGAUUUUCCUCCAUUGGUACAAUUUUGAUGUACCAUAUGUAGUUAUACUCCAAGAAAUAUAGAGGUUUUAGAAGCUGA
This is a messenger RNA of Tripterygium wilfordii, 2529 nucleotides long. Its product is annotated as F-box protein At2g32560-like. Gene Ontology annotation, molecular function: protein binding. Lineage: Eukaryota; Viridiplantae; Streptophyta; Magnoliopsida; Celastrales; Celastraceae. The record is from RefSeq and is a predicted model, not a curated record. The transcript is spliced from 5 exons. Bases 1036 to 2217 code for a protein of 393 amino acids.